This is a messenger RNA of Aspergillus aculeatinus CBS 121060, 1557 nucleotides long. RefSeq names its product putative GABA permease. The transcript has 8 exons. The record is from RefSeq and is a predicted model, not a curated record. Gene Ontology annotation, biological process: transmembrane transport. Gene Ontology annotation, cellular component: membrane. Bases 1 to 1557 code for a protein of 518 amino acids. Gene Ontology annotation, molecular function: transmembrane transporter activity. Lineage: Eukaryota; Fungi; Ascomycota; Eurotiomycetes; Eurotiales; Aspergillaceae.
AUGGAAGAGACUAUUAAAAACACAUCCAGGCCACCGCAAGGGGUUGAUGCGAAGGAUUUAGGCGAGGUCAUUGAUAUUGAUGAUGCCAUUCUUCGUGCUCAAGGCUGCACAUCCGAACUCCAGCGUUCGUUCUCCUGGGUUGGUGCUCUGGGUCUCGCUUUCAGUAUUGUGAAUUCCUGGUUGACCUACGCCGCCUGCUUUGGAGUGGCGUUUACAUAUGGCGGAGGCUCUGUCGCUGUGUUCAGUCCGUUAUUGUCGGGUGUUGUACAGUGGAUUGUCCUUACUGGGGUCUCGGAGUUGGCCUCAGCUUUCCCAUCCUCGGGGGGCCAAUAUCAUUUCACCUACAUUAUUGCCCCGGAGUCCUGCCGCAACUUCGUCGCAUACACUGUCGGGAUGAUCAAUGUUGUAGCCUGGUGGGUGAACACGGCAUCGGGCGCGAUCUAUACAGCCAUAUCUGCCUUUGGGGUUUGUACCUUUUUGGUGCCAGAAUUCUCGGGAACGCAGUGGCAGGUCUAUCUCUGCUACCUGUUGGUGAUAUUACUGACAUUGCUCCCGGUAUUCCUGGUGCCUCAACGCCAGAUCGACCGCUUGACCGAAUCUUCCAUGUUCCUUUCCUUAGCUGGGUUCUUGAUGGUGGUCAUCGUCUGUCUCGUCAUGGGAAGAGGGUCAUACCACCCCGAAAGGCUCAAUGAGUACCGGUCUACCAGCGGCUGGGGGGCCGGACCCGGGUGGCUGCUCGGGAUAGGCAAUGGUGAAUAUGCCUUUGCAGCUGCCGGGGCCUGCGUGCAUAUUGCAGAGGAGAUCGCGCAACCAAACAGGAAGAUUCCGCUGGUGAUCAAUCUCACCAUCCUCAUCGGUCUAUUGACACUUGUGCCCUGGAUCAUCGCAAUGACUUGUGUCAUCCAGGAUAUGGACGCGGUCCAGAAUUCCUCCCUCCCGAGUCUGGAAUUAUUCUAUCAAGCGACUGGGAGCAAAGCUGCUGCCGCCUUUCUGCAGAUCUACCUGACGAUCCUGUAUUACUCAUGCGUUCCUAGUCAAUGGAUCACAAGCAGCCGCAUGACAUGGGCAUUCUCGCGUGACAAUGGACUCCCCUUCUCGAAAUACUGGUCGGUGGUGGACGAGAAACUCGGCAUCCCCAUCCGAACCACCCUGCUCUCCGCCGGCUUCUGCGCCAUUUACGGACUCCUCUACAUCGCCAGCACGCAAGCCUUCAACUCGAUCAUCAACACCGCAGUCCUGAUGCUCAACAUCACCUACGUGGUCCCGCAGGGGAUCCUAGCAAUUCGCGGUCGGACUAGGCUGCCGGCGCGAUACUACGAUCUUGGCCCCUGGGGGUACGGAGUCAACGUCUUUUCUGUGCUCUGGGUGAUUCUCAGUGGGAUAUUCUUCUGUUUCCCGACGAGUAAUCCGCCGACGCUGGAGAACAUGAACUAUAACUCAGUGGUUCUGACUGGGAUUUUUGGCAUCGUCAUGCUGUGCUGGUUCGAGCGGCGGGGGAAGUUUUCCGGGCCGAAUAUCAACUGGGAUGCGCUGAAUGCAACGCAGGGAAUGAAUUGA